Peronospora matthiolae is the source of this 198-nucleotide messenger RNA. Lineage: Eukaryota; Oomycota; Peronosporomycetes; Peronosporales; Peronosporaceae. The record is from the annotation of a GenBank genome assembly.
AUGGCUCUUUCCGAAGCAACCAAAGAAGCAGUAUGGCUCAAGGUGUUGUUGAGGGAACUUGGUGAGAUGGCAAGCGACGAAGUGAUCAAGAUCUAUGAAGACAACCAAGGAUCAAUCGCUCUCGCCAAGAACCCGGAGUUCCAUAAGAGAACAAAUCACAUCGACAUACGCUACCAUUUUGUGCGUGAGAAGGUGUAA